AUGGCUACCAAAAUUCAAGGCGACUCAAACGCCCCUCUCACAGAAGAGCCGAAGAUUCCGCCUCGAGAUAAGAACGUUUCUUGGUAUAGGGAAAAGCUCAAGGGCUUAAGUCCAGUUGCAAGAGAGAUGCUGGAGAAUUACAGCAAAAUCCCGCCGGGUGAAGUGGAGAGUCAUGUAUACAAGAUCCGCGACGAAGCCUGGGACGUCUUCCCAUAUCCCUGCAUCGGUGAAUUUCGCUUCCUCGAUUUGGCCAUCACCACCUCCCCUUCCUACCCCUCCAUUCUCAACCGCCUGAAGACCGGGCGGGAGACCUUUCUUGACCUAGGCUGCUGUUUUGGGCAAGAGCUUAGAAAAGUCGCAUAUGAUGGAGCAGUCCAGGAGAAUCUCUACGGUUCCGAUCUACGCUCCGAGUUCUUUGAGAUGGGGUACCGUCUUUUCCGCGACAGGGACACGUUGAAAAGUCGAUUCAUUCAAGCUGAUAUUUUUGACGAUGCAUCGGCAUUAUUUACUCCUGAAUUGCACGGCAAGAUCGAUAUCAUCUACGCUGCGUCAUUCCUGCAUCUUUUCGGAUACGAGCAGCAAGUUGAGGUGUGUAAGAGGUUGGUGGGGAUAUCGAGGGGAAAGGAGGGCUCGAUGGUGGUGGGGAGGCAGGUUGGGAGUUCGAGGGAGGGGGAGUAUGUGCAGAAGACUAAUGCAGGGGGAUCGAUGUAUAGGCAUAGUGCUGGGAGCUUUGAGAGAAUGUGGGAGAGGGUUGGAGAAGAGACGGGGACGAAGUGGAGGGUGGAGUGUGAGUUGAAGGCGUUUGAGUGGUUGAGUGAGGAUGAGCGGGAGGAGAGGGAGAAGAUGGAGCCGGGCUUGGGGAUGUUGAGAUUCUCUGUUAUUAGGGAAUAGAGCUCUGAAGGAUUGCAUUGUGAGUGUGGAGCUGUAAGCCCGAUCGAUGGUACAAAGACCGAUGAGAAGGCAUCUCGCUCGGAGGCCCAUGGAAAGUCAAAUUAAGGACAGACGCAGAGCCUCGGUAACUGUAUCCGCGGUGCCGAAUAACGAGAUAUUUUCGAAGAGGGACUGACGCAUAAUGAGAUUUCUUCUUAUUAGACUCACGCAUGCAUACUACACUCAAUAAAAUACAUCAACAUCUUCACUCGUUCACAGCCAAGACCAUGCAGAACCACAAACCGUCCGAGUCACCUCAGAAUCCAUCCCCUCGAUACCCAAAUCCAAGACCAUACCCAGUCGCAGGCAUUCCAAAUCUAGGAUCUCCAGUCACAGGAUCUCUGGUGCUGAUAUCACGUAGAUAGCCACUAUCUCUCGAGCAUACAGAGGCUCUGUUACUGCAAUCUUCUACUCCCGGUAGCGAUCUCUGCCGUGCUAUCUAUUCCCAGUCAACGGUAUCAUAAUGACAGUCAAGACUAUCAUUACAUCCAUGGAAAGGCUCGAUAUCUGAAGUGAAGGCAUUAUGAGUCGUGGCUGGGACGCUGUAGUGGAAUGACUGGUUAAAUGGGCCGCCAGGGCGAAAGAAAGUGGGGCUGUAGAGUCCGGAGACGGAGUCGGGAAUCCUAAACUGUUUUGAGGCGUGAGACCGAGAGGAUCUUUUGUGUACUCGGAUAGGGAAUUCCGAGGUGAUGGCAUCGUUCUCAUGGGAGUCUGUGUUAGAAGAAUAGUCCCCGUCGGUGCUAGAGUCGUCAUCUGUGCUCUCAGAGGGUUCUGGGUAGUCGGAGCAGCAGUAAUAGUGAGCCUGGCAAUGUUCCCUAAGCUGCGAGCUAAAUGGCGCAUCUUGGAGUGUUUCUUGUUGGCGACUGCUUUCUGGCAUGUUGCCCAUGGCUAUGAAGGCAUCUGUAGGUUUGUAAGUAUACAUGGUCUAUUGGAAGGUGCAAGAUCGCGUACCGUUGUAUCCACGUCGGUAGUCUUCGUCCUGUUUGAAUGACCAUGACGGGACGGACUGAGAUGCUGUGAAUGCAAAAUCUGGUUCGAUAGUCGGAUGUUGCUCUCUUGGGAAACGGAUCGUGGGGUCUGAGUUUGAAGAGCAAAGCUCAGAGUUGCAGCAUGAGUCUGUAUUCAUGAUUCUAGUAAGUAGCUGUACCUGAGGUGCGAGUUGGUUUGCUGGCAAUAAUGGAUCGAGAUGAUGAAGCGCUUAAAACUCUUGUAUUUCCGUCACUUGGUUGAUUUGAGGAAGUUGAAAAAUGUAUUUGGAACUCCUUGAUCUGUUAAAUACUCACGAAUUGAUGAUUUCAGAC
Cadophora gregata is the source of this 2231-nucleotide messenger RNA. RefSeq lists its product as uncharacterized. Lineage: Eukaryota; Fungi; Ascomycota; Leotiomycetes; Helotiales; Ploettnerulaceae. The record is from RefSeq and is a predicted model, not a curated record. The transcript is spliced from 4 exons. Bases 1 to 891 code for a protein of 296 amino acids.